Aspergillus alliaceus is the source of this 1581-nucleotide messenger RNA. Its product is annotated as putative short chain dehydrogenase. The transcript has 3 exons. Gene Ontology annotation, molecular function: oxidoreductase activity, acting on NAD(P)H, oxygen as acceptor. NCBI's taxonomy places the organism in Eukaryota, Fungi, Ascomycota, Eurotiomycetes, Eurotiales, Aspergillaceae. Bases 271 to 1137 code for a protein of 288 amino acids. Gene Ontology annotation, cellular component: intracellular anatomical structure. The record is from RefSeq and is a predicted model, not a curated record.
CCUCAGGCCCAGAGCCGCUCUUGCCCGGCACUGUCUUCCAUUUCCCGCCGUGUGAAGUAUAUAAACAUGACAUUCCUCCAUGCUUUGGAGUGAUGAAUUGAACGUUAUCAAUUGAAUCUCUCGUCAUCCUCUUUUUCAACCUCCGUGAAGAGAUACUUUCGAUUAAUUCUCAACAGUCUUCACCUAAGCUUUACGCUUAUAUCCAGCUAACUCUACCUUUCCCUUCAAAUACACACAUUACUUCUACAACACACAUUCUCAUACAUCAUAAUGUCUGUCUCCAUUGAAACCACCGACAUUGCCCCCGCCGCUCUUACCACGCAGGCGGACCCCUGCCUCGGUUCCAAGAACAGAAUGCCCGAGUUCAGUUUGGCUGGAAAAAUCGUCUGUGUUUCCGGUGCUGCUCGUGGCCUUGGCCUGACUCAAGCUGAAGCCCUUUUGGAGGCUGGAGCCAAGGUGUAUGCCUUGGACCGUCUGGAGGAACCUUCUCCUGAGUUCUAUGAAAUUCAGCAGCGCGCCAAGGAGGAGCUGGGAACGGAGUUGCAUUACCGUCGCAUUGAUGUUCGUGACACCGAGUUUCUGGAAAACACUGUCGAAUCAAUCGCCAAUAUUGAGGGUCGCAUGGACGGCUUGGUCGCUGCAGCCGGCAUUCAACAAGAGACUCCUGCCCUCGAAUAUUCUGCUCAGGAUGCCAAUACGAUGUUCGAAGUCAACGUUACUGGUGUGUUCAUGACUGCUAAGGCAGUUGCCAAACAAAUGAUUCGUUUUGGAAACGGAGGUAGCAUUGCACUAAUUGCGAGCAUGAGUGGUACUAUUGCCAAUCGGGGUCUUAUUUGCCCUGCCUACAACGCUAGCAAGGCUGCUGUGCUUCAACUUGCCCGUAACCUCGCCAUGGAGUGGGGUCAGUACAACAUUCGGGUCAACACCAUCUCACCUGGCUAUAUUGUUACUGCCAUGGUUGAGAAGCUCUUCAUUCAAUACCCUGAGCGCCGCGACGAAUGGCCCAAGCAUAACAUGCUUGGACGUCUGUCAACCCCUAAUGAGUACCGGGGUGCCGCCGUCUUCCUUCUCAGUGACGCUAGCAGCUUCAUGACCGGAAGCGAUCUACGCAUGGACGGAGGUCACGCCGCCUGGUAGAUGACAUCGUUACGGGUUUAUUUCAUUAUCAUUCCAUUUUCACAUUUUAGCCUUUCUAUUGCAUGGCGUUGGGAAAGCAAGCGUGAUCGAAAUUUGGAUUCAUAGCCUUAUCAUGACGUCUUGUAUUUUGACAUCCUCCGAGCUGAUAGGAUGGGGUUUGUUUGGGGUUUCCAGCGUUGCAGUUGUCGGAUUGCGUCUUAUUUGGGUGAUUACAGCGAUAUUGUACCUAUACUUAAUGCAUGAGACUUCAUUUGGAACCAGUGGCGCGCCUUAUGGUAGUAAAAGUUUGAAUGUAGAUGAGCGUUGCGGACCCUUGGACAGUCGCGACUGGUGGAAUUAGCUACUAAGAGGUAAAGUUAAGUGAGAUUGCAUGAAUCGUCCUCCACUUAGUGGCAGAUCUGACAGCAUACCUUGUAUGUUCGCACAUAACCCACUUGCGCGGCG